Morchella sextelata is the source of this 2127-nucleotide messenger RNA. RefSeq lists its product as uncharacterized. The record is from RefSeq and is a predicted model, not a curated record. Bases 1 to 2127 code for a protein of 708 amino acids. Lineage: Eukaryota; Fungi; Ascomycota; Pezizomycetes; Pezizales; Morchellaceae. Gene Ontology annotation, molecular function: protein binding. The transcript has 4 exons.
AUGCAGAGUCUGGGAUCGGAUAUUGAGGAGCUUUAUGAUGCAGUUGGAUUGAGGGCUGUCUAUCGUGAGGAUGGUGGGGUUGGCCCUUGGUUGGGCGCCCUAAUUGGUAAUUGCGAAAUGGACGAGAUCGAGAAGCAAAGGAAAGAAAAUAGUGCUCGCCGAAUAUUAGAACAAGGUCGGGAGGUGUGGCAAGGUAUCGGUGAACUGGAGCGAAGGGAGCACCUGGACUGGAUCGGGGAAAUCUCUACAGCUUAUGAGUACGAGGCAGCUACGCACGAGAGAUACCCAGACACUUGCACCUGGUUCAAAUCUAACGAGUUAUUCCUUGACUGGUUUUCUCAAUAUGAUGAUGAUGACUCCAUGGCUAUGUCUCGUUUUCUUUGGUUGCGUGGUGGGCCUGGGACAGGCAAGACAGUUCUUUCGGCGAGCAUUAUAAACUAUUUAGAGACAAACUCUAUCUAUCCCACUGCAUAUCUCUUCUGUACGCAUGCGGAUAUUCGUAAACGUCAAACAUCAUCUAUCGUACAGUCAUUGAUACACCAAUUGGCUACCCGAUGUGAGGCGGCCUUCGAGGCUAGCUAUAAGUUCCAGUCUAAGGCUACACGCGCAGGGCUACCGGUAGAGCUAGUUAGUUGGGAACUCUUUGCUAAGGUUCUUGAGGCCGGUGGAACUUGUGAUCUUGUCAUUGACGGGCUUGAUAAGUGCCUUGAUAACGAUCUCACAGGCCGACCGAAACGAAAUUGGGAUUCCUCCGCCCUCGGUCGCCCUUCCAAGCGUCAUGAUCUGGGGUCCAGUACCCACAUAAUUUCGGAGUAUGAUAUAACUACAUUGGAUAUAGCUGAAGAUAUCAAAAAGGUCGCAGAGGCUCUUACUUCAGCAAGGAUUAGCGAUAUAAAUCGUCAACGGAUGGUGGCCGAAAGGCUAGAGAGAGAUUGCAAUGGGAUGUUUUCUCGUUUGAAGCUGGACGCCGCACGUCUAUCGCCUGAUGCGAACCAAGCUUAUCAAGAGUGUAUCGUAAACACAUUUUUCCCGGAUCCACACGCAGUAUACGACAAGAACUUGGAUGGCGGCGCAGCAUUAAAAAGGAAUAACCAGAGAAGGGCACCCCGCGUCCUGAGAUGGGUCAUAUUUGUAUUUCGAACACUCUCUGUGGUGGAAUUACUUCAUGGUCUUGAAAUGCACAACUGUCGCCGGUCCAAGGACUUUCUUUGGGUAAACCUCUCCAAUCUCGCCGAAAAUAUGUUUGCACUUGAUCGUUUAACUCCUUCCGCUACUACUUUGAAAGUACGAAGCACAACAAGUUAUGGAUCUACAGCGGGCUGGGCCCUGAAUCUCGACGACCUUUCGGCGAAAGAGUUUCUUGCCAGGGGUCAGGACGAGUUGGAUUUUCCUUAUAUGGGAGAGGAUAUUCCUCUUAAUCGAUCAGGAGAUCAUGGCAUUCUUCACAGAUGUUGCUUUGAAUAUCUGUUUAUCCUCUUGGUGAAAGAACCUUCCGAGCGGUUUAUGCGCUAUUGCGUGGAGCACUGGUUAGAUCACUUUAAUCAAACUACUAGUGAAAGCAGGUCCGCAUGUGUACAUCUACAGCGCACACUCCUUAUACCUGGACCAGAAUUCCACACGUUUGUCCCGAGGACAUACGCAAUUCCGUUAAAGUCGAAGGAAUGUGGGUGGACGCUUCCAGAUGCUGAUGAAAUCACACCACUUGACGUAGCCUGCCGAUUUGGACUACUGGAAAUCUCCAUGGAAUUGUUAGAAAAGUGCCCAACAGUUCCGCCCCGUAUCUUGAAAAUGGCCGCCUUUUAUGGUAAUGAAGACGCCCUGCGACUCCUCUUGGACAGAGAAGAUGUUUCUGCGAACAUGUGCAGCGAUCGUGAAAUUGCAUCACCAUUAUAUAUUGCAGCUUAUAACGGUCACCAUCUGAUUGUUGAAUCACUCCUUCGUAGGGAGGAGGCUGAUGUAAAUAGGUGUUGGAGCCAUGGUAGCACACCGUUAUAUAUUGCGUCUGAACGCGGUGAUGACAAGGUAGUUGAACUGCUACUUCAAAGCCCUGACAUACUUGUAAAUCAACCGCGCGAUACCGACUUCAGCACCCCCUUGCAUGCGGCAGUGGGAUGGGGGAGAGGUUAA